GAUUCCUCUAACACUAAACUCGCAGCACUUUCCUACCAUAUUCUCGUUUCAUUUGCUCUCAUCCCAACUUCUUCCCUCCAUUGUCUUAGCUCAAUCCUUGUUUUCGUAGAACAACAACGAAGAAAUUGAGAAAAAACAAUGUCGUCCUUUGUUAUUGAAGAAACCAAGAAGCUAUGGGCCACAUGGAACAUCAGGGUAUUCGUGAUUGUCAGCCUUUCGGUGCAGGUCUUCUUAAUUCUGUUUGCGCCAUAUAGAAAAAGGAGAGGUAAGAUAUAUGGGAAAUGUGUCGACUUGUUGAUCUGGUCGAUUUACUUGUUGGCUGAUUGGGUUGCCGGUUUUUCAAUUGGAUUGAUCGUAAGCAAGCAAAUCAAAAGUCCAACUGAAAGUAGUGACAUCCAGGUCUUUUGGGCACCCUUUCUCCUAUUGCACCUCGGUGGUCCUGACACCAUUACUUCCUUCGCUCUCGAAGAUAAUGAGUUUUGGGUGAGGCACUUGCUUGGGCUCUUGUUGCAGGUUGGUUCUACUGCCUACGUCUUCAUUAAGUCCCUUCCAGAGAACAAGCUUUGGCUCCCAACCAUACUGGUGACAGUGGCAGGAAUAAUCAAAUACGCUGAACGUAACCGUGCAUUUUAUCUUGCAAGCUUUGAUCAUCUUGGAGAUGGCUGGGCGCCUAGUGAAUGGGGAGAUGAACUUCCGAUUCCAGUGGAACUCCAAAAGAUGGAUGCCAAAACCAUGGAAAAAUUUGAGAAGAGUCUCAAGUCAAUAUUAUGGACAGCAGUUCACCACUUUGGCACUAUCAAGAUGACACUUGUAGGCCCUUUUUUAUCUCCAGAUCAAUGCUCUGAUAUCAGGGAAACCUUUCUCCAAUUAGAAAAUUCAUCUCACGUGUUGCAAGCAAUGGAAAUUGAGGUAAGCCUGUUGUAUGAGGUUCUUCACACCAAGUUGCCUGUGUUUGACAUCUGGCUAACCUAUGGGUUGCUAAUCGGGGCCUUGCUAUUGGAAUUCAUGUCUGUCAUAUUGCUCAGUUUAUCUGAUUGGAUUUUGGUUGCUCACAUCCAGAGUAUGGAGUCCAAAUUCUUCAAUAAGCGCAGGUGGUGUAGAGCAGUUUCGCAGUUGAAUUUUAUUACUUACUAUGUUAAAUAUUCCCCGGUCUUGUUAAGAGACAUUGCUAAUUAUCUUGGCAUACGGAUUUUAUUGGAAGCCAUAAAAGGAAUCCUAUGUCUCUCUUCUCAAAAUUUCAGAGAAGACCAAUGGCACUUCAUUUAUGAGGAAGUGAAAAAAUUGAGCACAUCCUUAAUGGAAGAUGCAUCUCGGCCAACUGGGCUAGAGGCCAAUCAAGCUUGGAAAUCCAAUAGGAAACGGGCUCUUGAGAGCUUUAGCAAUUCUACGGACAUCGCCAAUAUCUUGGAGGAGUUAGAUUACUCGAAAAGUGUAUUAACAUGGCAUAUAGCUACUGAAAUAUGCUGGCUGCAGCAGGAACCGGACCAACCGCAUGGCUCUAGGACUGAAGAAGGCCAAACGUCUACCUCUAACGGCUUCAAUCACAAAGAAAUAUGCAAGCUGCUUUCAGACUAUAUGUUUUACCUUUUAAUAAUGCAUCCAACUAUGAUGGCAGCUGUCUCAGUGAGUUGGAAAAUAGUGUUUGAAGACACAUUGGCAGAGGCAGAGUCAUUGGUAAGCAGGAGGUCAAUCUCAUCAAAUGAAAAGGAUGUCAAAAGGCAAAUAUCAAAGGCUAGCAAAAAAAUCCUUGAACUGAUACCAAAUGCCAGAAACCCACAAAGGGAUAUUGAUAGAUCAGUGUUAUUUGCAGCCUCUGCGCUAGCCAAACAGUUGAAGAAAUCAUAUCCUUGGGAGUCAAUGAGCCUAGUUUGGGUACAUUUAAUGUGCUUUGCUGCUAUUAAUUGCAGGCCUCAGGUCCAUGCGCAGCAACCUAGUAAGGGAGGCGAACUUCUCACAUUUGUUUGGUUGUUAAUGAAUCAUUUGGGAGUCGGGACUCACUUUUCUAGUCAUUACUAAGAUUAGUGACUUUGAUGCUAAGUUUGAUUAGUUACUAUACGUCUUUAGUUAUUUUUCUCUAAAAGAGUGUUCUUGUUGCUUAUGGUCUUAUCUCUUAUAUAUGUAAUUGGGAUGUAUUUUCAAUAUGUUUGGGUCUGUUUUGUAUCUCUCAAGUUGAAUUUGAAUGGAAUUCCAGUUGUUGUUGUU
Messenger RNA from Rubroshorea leprosula, 2202 nucleotides. Lineage: Eukaryota; Viridiplantae; Streptophyta; Magnoliopsida; Malvales; Dipterocarpaceae. The record is from the annotation of a GenBank genome assembly.